AUGGCGCCGUCUGAGGCCGCUUCUCCCGUUAGCGGCAGUGACGGGAAAUACAUGUCGCCUUGGAGCGACGGCUUCAAGCUAUCUUCUAUCGGCGACGUGCUGACCUUCAACCUACACACCACCUCCAUCAGCACUCUCUACCAGUCGGAUUCGGAGUUCGCGGCGCAGUCGCCCUGCGGCUCAUGCUCUUCCGAGGCCUGCAGCAGGCCGACUGCGCACGAGUCGUUUGAGAACGACGCUGUCUUAUCGCAACACUCUUCCACCAAGCGCAAUGGAGCAACCGUAGAUGCGCGGCUGCUACGCGUCGAGAACGGCCUGAGGGCAAAUGGAUCUCUCAACGAGGUGCUGCGUGAGCUGUCAAGCAUCGGCGCCGACUAUGCGAAGAAGCUGCAAUCGCUGGCAGAUCGCAUGGAAAUCGGAUUCGAAGGCGAAUCGCGAGGUAUGUCAGCUGCUGUAGGUUCCCUUCGGUCCUACAUCGUCAGCAUGGCCGAGAAUCAGCGUGAGUUUGCGGAUGCCGUGGCCCACGAAUGCACGAUCCCCAACGACAAUCCCAACGCCGUCGCCACCAUAAGGUGUGACCUGGACCGAGCACGCAGUAAAUACGAUGCGGUCGAAGCCAACAGGACGUCUUUGGCCGCCGAGGUCGAAGACCUGUACCUGCAAACCAAGUCUGCGGUCAGCACGUGCUCCGAGGCAUUUCACGAGCCGCCAUCGGUAAAGACUCCGCUCCACGCGGGACUGAUAUCAGUAUUCCUGAAGUUCAUGCGAUCAAACGCAGAGCUCAGCCAGUCGCAGGCCCCUAGUGCCCGCAUGGAGCUCGAAAAGGAGACAGCCAGACUCUCGGAGUCGCUGCGGUUAAUCGACGCCGAACGCAUCUGCGGGCUCCGCGACGGCGUUUCCAAGCUGCUGAUAUACGAAACAGCUCGUCUGCGCAAUCUGCAGUAUGACGUGUGCCACAUGGUCACAACACUGAAUGAAGUUGACCCCGACACCGAAUGGUCAGAGUUCGAGGCAACUGGGCAUCAAGAGAUGCGCGAAGUCCCAUCCGAAUCCAGCCGUUCUCCGAUGCACUAUGCAACUUAUUUGACAGCUGAGAUCCCGGAGGUGUUCCGCAAUUACGCCGUAUCGAAAUUGGCACUAUCUGCACCCAAGGAGCGCGUGCUGCAGCGCAUAGAGCGCACGCUCACGAAGUACAUCGACGCAGUUUGGGAAGACAAAUAUGACAGCGUGGAGAUGUCGGACUUUGUGGGCGAGAUGCAGUCUUCGCUCGUCCGCCAGGUGUUCUGCAACCUCGUCACAACGCGUUCGCUGCAGUGCAAUCGCCUGCCAUCCAUGUCCGCCUUAAAAUUGUUUGCGCGACUCAUCGGGGCGUUGCUCGCGUUUUCCCGCAAGCAGGGCGACGCAUGGAGCGGUUACGCCAUCCUGAAGCUGGCCGAUUUCGUGCACGUCGUCGAGGAGUCAGAGGAUGAGCAGCCGCGUCGCACAUCGCUCCGAUGGCUCAUAUAUUCACACGAGUACUGGAGCCGCAUCCCCUUCUGGGAGGAGUGCCUGCUCAUCGCCAUCGCCCAGGACUUUGCAGCGUUAUUCGACGACGUCCGCCCAGAUACUGUCUUGAAGCCGUCCACAUCUGAGCUGUUGCGCUUCCGACACUGGAUGGCGGCGUUCGGAAUAAGUAGUGCCGAAUCAUCGGCGCUUAUAGAGAGGGUGUGUGGCCGGCUCGGCCUGCCGGAGUCGUACACCCAGUGCCUCCAGGACACCAAAGAAUCCUAA
This is a messenger RNA of Babesia ovata, 1770 nucleotides long. RefSeq lists its product as uncharacterized. NCBI's taxonomy places the organism in Eukaryota, Apicomplexa, Aconoidasida, Piroplasmida, Babesiidae. The transcript is spliced from 3 exons. The coding region runs from base 1 to 1770 and encodes 589 amino acids. The record is from RefSeq and is a predicted model, not a curated record.